CUUUGCCUGAGGCUUCGGCCUUCGUCUCCUCCCCUGACUUCCUCACGCUUCUUUCGCUUUCCUUGUCCUAAACUUUCAACUUCAAAAAUCCAUUUUUUCGAAUAAUAAGAAAAAAGAGAAAGAGGUUAUCCAAUGAAACUCUAACAAAAGCAUUAAAUUCUCACAAAAAAACAAAAGAACAAAAAUCCCACUCGGGAAAGUCUUAAAUUCUUUAUUUUUUUGGGGAGUGAAAUGUUCCGUAGUAGUAAUAAUGAUGAUUUCUCCGGCUCCUCGGAUUUAAAUGAAGAGGAUAUGAUUAAAGACCCACAACCCGAUGCUUCCACUUCUGGUAACCUCCGAAAGUCCGUAAGCCAGAGCACGUCAUCAUUAACCUCGAAUGGUUCAGUCGAAUCGAUAUCUGCGACCCGGUUCUCACAUGGGUCUAGACGGAAAAGCAAGAGAUGGAGAGGGUGGUGUCAGAGGAGAGGGAUAGCCGGGUUGGCCCUAUUGGUGCUUGUGUUUUUCAUCUUCAACUCUUGGAUGCUCUAUCGGAUUCGAGAUCCGGGUCGGGCCGCUGGAAUUAAGGUCAAGUACUUGAAGAUGAAUUCUUCCACGGUUUCUAUUAAGGAGGAACUAGUAAAGCUUGGUAAAGGAAAAAAGCCUCAGAAGACUAUUUAUGCAAGACUGUUGGCAAAGGCUUCCCAUGCCUUAGCUGAGGGACAGAACAAACCAGAGCCGAAGGACUUGUGGGUGGAUCAUGACAAUGCUUCAUUCUGGAAACCUUGUGCUGAUCAGCGCGAUUGGGAACCUAGUGAAGGAAAUAAUGGUUACAUAAUGGUUACUGCAAAUGGUGGCAUAAACCAGCAGCGAGUUGCUAUAUGCAAUGCUGUUGCUGUUGCCAGAUUACUUAAUGCAACACUUGUUCUUCCGGGCUUAAUGUACAGCAGUGUGUGGAGAGACGCAAGCCAGUUUGGCAAUAUCUAUCAGGAGGAUCAUUUUAUCAAUUAUUUGAAGCCUGAUGUUCGGAUAGUGAAGGAGCUUCCAAAGCAGUUAAAAUCAUUAGAUCUGGAUGCUAUUGGCAGUGUGGUCUCAGAUGCUGAUAUAGUGAAAGAAGCCAAGCCAGGUUUUUACAAAAAGUACAUCCUUCCCAUUUUACAUCUUAAUCGAGUUGUACAUUUUGUUGGAUUUGGGAAUCGCUUGGCAUCUGACCCUAUACCAUUUAAAGUGCAGAGACUUCGAUGCAGAUGUAAUUUUCAUGCACUGAGAUUUGUACCUAAAAUACAAGAAACUGGAGCUUUGCUGAUUCAACGAAUGCGUCAAAAUAUGUCUCGACUGGGGCCUUUGGAUAAACACCUUCUUGGUCCCUUGGCAGAACCCAAAAAGAAGGGGCAAAGAUCUCAUUCAACCAAAGCUUCCAGAUAUUUAGCUUUGCAUCUCAGAUUUGAAAUUGACAUGGUGGCACAUUCUUUAUGCGAAUUUGGUGGGGGUAAAGAAGAACAGAAAGAAUUGGAAGCUUAUCGUGAAAAACACUUCCCUGCCUUGAUAGAGCUAAAGAAGACUCAAAAAUUACCUUCCACGGCUGCUCUCAGAGAAGAAGGAUUAUGCCCAUUGAUGCCUGAGGAAACGGUGCUUAUGCUUGCAGCCCUUGGUUUCAACCGAAAAACGCGCAUUUAUCUGGCAGGAGCACAUAUUUACGGAGGGAAGUCAAGAUUGACUGCAUUAACUACCUUGUUUCCUAAUCUGGUUACUAAAGAGAACCUGCUCUCUUCAGCUGAAAUUGAACCAUUUGCAAAUUUUUCAUCUCAGUUAGCAGCACUGGACUUUAUCACUUGCACAGCUGCAGACAAUUUUGCCAUGACAGACUCGGGGAGUCAAUUUUCAUCUUUGGUAUCUGGUUACAGAAUCUAUUAUGGUGGGGGAGAAAUGCCAACAAUUCGGCCAAACAAACGCAGGCUUGCUGACAUAUUUGUUAAGAACAACACGAUAGAGUGGAGCGUGUUUGAGAAAAGAGUGAGGAAGGCUGUGAGACAAACCAAAAGGGUUUUCUCACGUCCUACUGGUCGGAGUGUAUAUAGAUAUCCACGGUGUCCAGAGUGUAUGUGCAGUGACCAGCCCUGAUGUACUUUUUAGCGACUUUCUGUUAACAUUUAGGCAGUGUAUUUGUAGGUAAAACAUUCUUUCGUAAACAUUCUUUUGGGCUUUUGAUAUCAGAUUUUACUCGAGGUCCAAGAAUUGAGGUUGAUUCGGUGUAAAAAUAUAAAACAAACUUCAAUUUGAGAAAAGUGGACUAUUUAUUGCUUUC
This is a messenger RNA of Coffea eugenioides, 2281 nucleotides long. Its product is annotated as O-fucosyltransferase 15-like. The record is from RefSeq and is a predicted model, not a curated record. NCBI's taxonomy places the organism in Eukaryota, Viridiplantae, Streptophyta, Magnoliopsida, Gentianales, Rubiaceae. The transcript has 10 exons. The coding region runs from base 232 to 2097 and encodes 621 amino acids.